AUGGGCAAACGGAAGCCAGCUAGGUACAACUCCUGCCACCAUCCCCAGACAAAACAAGCCAUCACCGCCACCCUCACCGAAAGCUAUGGGCAGUUUGUUGGUCGCCAUGAGGUUGUUUUUAUAGUGCUACCCCUAUUGGUCUUUGGUCUUCUUGGCCUCGGGAUCCUGAAGAUGGAAUAUGAGUCUGACGUGGAGCACCUGUACACCCCGAUCAACAGCCAGGCUGCUCAGGACAGAGACAAAAUGAAGGCGAGCUUCCCAGACAGGACAGGAACAAACUACAACACCUACAGUCUGAACGUCGAGGACAGAUACGGGGAGAUCAUCGCAAUCUCAGAAGGAAACAUCUUUUCCAAUACCAGCACUAGCGACAUGAGGAACUUGGUAGAUACGAUUAAACAGUUUGAAGUGGAUUUUGAAGGCAGGACACUCCACUACUCAGAUGUAUGUGCGCGCGCAUCAGACAUGUGUGUCAUUAGUGGUGGCUUCCUCUUACAAGAUGACUUCCUGUCCUCUCUUGAGCAAAGGAACGUCACCUACCCGCUAUGGAACGACGUUGACAUCUCCUUCUUUGUGUCGGGUGUGAAUGUCUCAGGCGAGGUUCUCCAGUCAGCGUCUGUGAUGAAACUCACCUUCCAUCUGCGACAGGACAAUGACACGAUGCAGGAAUAUGCUCUCCUGUGGGAAGACGCCUUUAUUUCGAACAUGUCAUCAUUGUCUGCAACAUUCUUCCCAAUUGGUGUGUCCUUUGCGACAUCCCAGUCGCUGGGGGAUGAGCUCAAUGAGAAUACCAAUGGGGAUGUCUUUUGGUUUUCACUGUCCUUCACAUUGCUUAUAACGUAUGCCAGUUUCGUCUCCGGCGGAGAUUGUGUGUCCUCAAAAAGUCACGUGACAAGAGCUGGUGUCAUGGCUGCUGGGUUGGGAAUCCUUGGAUCGUUUGGACUCAUGAGUCUCUGUGGUGUCAAAUUUGUCAACAUUGUUGGGAUAAUGCCCUUUCUUGUUCUGUCUGUUGGUGUUGAUGACAUGUUUCUGAUGGUAUCAGCUUGGGCUGACACAAACCAAUAUGGUGAUGACUGGGAUAUACCGAAACGGCUGGGUCACACUUUCCGAUUGGCUGGUAUAGGGAUGACAAUCACGUCCCUCACUGAUCUUGUCGCCUUCCUGGUUGGGUAUUCAUCAGUGUUUCUAAGUGUGAAGAACUUCUGUCUCUAUACGGUCUUUGGUAUGGGAAACGCAGUUUUGCUUAUGCCAGUUAUAUUAUCUUUAGUAGGGCCUAUGCCUAAAGAUGACCACCCAAGUCCUCACAAUUUAAGUGAACAAGGAGACAAGAAUAUAUAUAAGGUUGAAGAUGAGUGUGCACCUGGAAGUGCAUCUAGGAGCACAAGUUCAGUGUCUACCCUAAAUAGAAGUGAAUUAGCUUCAACAGGAUCAUUCGCAGUAUCAAAUGUGGGAUACGUGUCCACAAAUGUAACAUAG
Haliotis rufescens (red abalone) is the source of this 1476-nucleotide messenger RNA. RefSeq names its product patched domain-containing protein 3-like. Lineage: Eukaryota; Metazoa; Mollusca; Gastropoda; Lepetellida; Haliotidae. The record is from RefSeq and is a predicted model, not a curated record. The coding region runs from base 1 to 1476 and encodes 491 amino acids. Gene Ontology annotation, cellular component: membrane. The transcript is spliced from 4 exons.